Urocitellus parryii (Arctic ground squirrel) is the source of this 3027-nucleotide messenger RNA. It is a transcript of the gene Kl, whose product is annotated as klotho. NCBI's taxonomy places the organism in Eukaryota, Metazoa, Chordata, Mammalia, Rodentia, Sciuridae. The record is from RefSeq and is a predicted model, not a curated record. Gene Ontology annotation, molecular function: fibroblast growth factor binding; hydrolase activity, hydrolyzing O-glycosyl compounds; fibroblast growth factor receptor binding. Gene Ontology annotation, biological process: carbohydrate metabolic process; fibroblast growth factor receptor signaling pathway.
AUGCCGGCCCGCGCCCCUCUGCGCACCCCGCGGCCUCAGCGGUUGCUGCUGCUGCURCUGGCCCUGAGCGGCCGCUGCCUGCGCGCCGAGCCCGGCGACGGCGCGCAGACCUGGGCCCGCUUCGCGCGCCCUGCGGCUCCGGAGGCUGCAGACCUGYUCCACGACACUUUCCCCGACGGCUUCCUCUGGGCGGUGGGCAGCGCCGCCUACCAGACCGAGGGUGGCUGGAGGCAGCACGGCAAGGGCGCAUCCAUCUGGGACACGUUCACUCAUCACCCUCCGGGGACCCUGGGCGAUCCCCCGACAGCUGAUCUGCCGUCGGGCGCUCCAUCACCUUCCCCGCCCGCCACAGGGGACGUGUCCAGCGACGGCUACAACAACGUCUUCCGAGACACAGAGGGGCUGCGCGAUCUUGGAGUCACCCAUUACCGCUUCUCUAUCUCGUGGGCGCGGGUGCUCCCCAAUGGCAGCGCGGGAGCCCCCAAUCGCGAGGGGCUACGGUACUACCGGCGCCUGCUGGAGCGGCUGCGGGAGCUGGGCGUGGAGCCCGUGGUCACCCUGUACCACUGGGACCUGCCCCAGCGCCUGCAGGACGCCUACGGAGGCUGGGCCAACCGCGCCCUGGCGGAACACUUCAGGGAUUAUGCCGAGCUCUGCUUCCGCCACUUCGGUGGCCAGGUCAAAUACUGGAUCACCAUCGACAACCCCUACGUGGUGGCCUGGCACGGCUACGCCACCGGACGCCUGGCCCCAGGCGUCCGGGGCAGCCGGAGCCUUGGGUACCUGGUGGCGCACAACCUUCUUCUGGCUCAUGCCAAAAUCUGGCAUCUCUACAACACUUCUUUCCGUCCAACUCAGGGAGGCCAAGUCUCCAUCGCCCUCAGCUCUCACUGGAUCAAUCCUCGAAGGAUGACAGACCAUAACAUCAAAGAAUGUCAAAAAUCCCUUGACUUUGUGCUAGGCUGGUUUGCCAAACCCAUAUUUAUUGAUGGUGACUAUCCCGAGAGCAUGAAGAAUAACCUUUCAUCUCUUCUGCCUGAUUUUACUGAAUCUGAGAAAAGGUUCGUCAAGGGAACUGCUGACUUUUUCGCUCUUUCCUUUGGACCCACCUUGAGUUUUCAACUAUUGGACCCGCACAUGAAGUUCCACCAAUUAGAAUCUCCCAACCUGAGGCAACUCCUUUCUUGGAUUGACCUUGAAUAUAACCACCCUCAAAUAUUUAUUGUGGAAAAUGGCUGGUUUGUCUCAGGGACCACCAAGAGAGAUGAUGCCAAAUACAUGUAUUACCUCAAAAAGUUCAUCAUGGAAACCUUAAAAGCCAUCAGGCUGGAUGGGGUCAAUGUCAUCGGGUACACGGCGUGGUCCCUCAUGGAUGGUUUCGAGUGGCACAGAGGCUACAGCAUCAGACGUGGACUCUUCUAUGUCGACUUUCUGAGCCAGGAUAAGAAGCUGUUGCCGAAGUCUUCAGCCUUGUUCUACCAAAAGCUGAUAGAGAAAAAUGGCUUCCCUCCUUUACCUGAAAAUCAACCCCUAGAAGGGACAUUUCCCUGUGACUUUGCUUGGGGAGUUGUUGACAACUACGUUCAAGUGGACACCACUCUCUCUCAGUUUACUGACCCGAAUGUCUACCUGUGGGAUGUCCAUCACAGUAAGAGGCUUAUUAAAGUGGACGGAGUGAUGGCCAAGAGGAGGAAAUCCUACUGCGUAGAUUUUGCUGCCAUCCGGCCCCAGAUCGCCUUACUCGAGGAAAUGCACGUUACACAUUUUCACUUCUCCCUGGACUGGGCCCUGAUCCUCCCUCUGGGCAACCAGUCCCACGUGAACCACACGGUCCUGCACUUCUAUCGCUGCGUGGUCAGUGAACUGGUCCGCGCCAACAUCACGCCGGUGGUGUCCCUGUGGCACCCCGCUGCCCCCCACCAAGGCCUGCCGCGUCCGCUGGCCAAGCAGGGCGCCUGGGAGAACCCGCGCACCACCCUGGCUUUUGCAGAGUAUGCCAGACUGUGCUUUCAAGAGCUCGGUCACCACGUCCAGUUUUGGAUCACGAUGAAUGAGCCCGACACGCGCAAUAUGACCUACCGGGCGGGGCAUCACCUUCUGAAGGCCCAUGCGUUGGCUUGGCACGUGUAUGAUGAAAAGUUCAGACCUGCUCAAAAGGGCAAAAUCUCCAUAGCCUUGCAGGCGGAUUGGAUAGAACCCGCGUGCCCUCUGUCCCCGAAGGACAAAGAAGUGGCCGAGAGAGUUUUGGAAUUUGACAUUGGCUGGCUGGCCGAACCCAUUUUCGGCUCUGGAGAUUACCCACGCGUGAUGAGGGAAUGGCUGAACCAAAGGAACAAUUUUCUUCUACCUUAUUUCACCGAAGAGGAAAAGAAGCUGAUCCAGGGUUCCUUUGACUUUCUGGCUUUAAGCCAUUACACCACUAUACUUGUAGACUGGGAGAAAGAAGAUCCCCUAAAAUACAACGAUUACCUUGAGGUGCAAGAAAUGACGGACAUCACCUGGCUCAACUCCCCCAGCCAGGUGGCCGUGGUGCCCUGGGGCUUGCGCAAAGUGCUGAACUGGCUGAAGUUCAAGUACGGAGAUCUCCCCAUGUAUAUAAUGGCCAAUGGCAUAGAUGAUGAUCCCCAAGCCGAACAAGACAAGUUGAGGAUGUAUUACAUACAGAAUUAUGUAAAUGAAGCUCUGAAAGCCUACGUGUUGGAUGGUAUCAAUCUUUGUGGAUACUUUGCUUAUUCAUUUAACGAUCGCUCGGCUCCGAAGUUUGGCCUCUAUCGAUAUGCCGCCAAUCAGUUUGAGCCCAAACCAUCCAUGAAGCAUUACAGGAAAAUUAUCGACAACAAUGGUUUCCUAGGUCCCGAAGCGCUGGAAAGGUUCUGCCCUGAAGAAUACACCAUGUGUACUGAAUGCAGUUUUUUUCACACACGGAAGUCUUUACUGGCUUUCAUCGCUUUUUUGCUUUUUGCUUUUAUUAUUUCUCUUUCCCUUAUUUUUUACUACUCUAAGAAAGGCAGAAGAAGUUACAAGUAG